UAUUCGCUGUCCACCUUCGAAGGAACAGAACAGAUAUUUCGCCCCGUGAAGAUGAUCGCUCACCCGGAAUAUAGCUCCUCCUCCAAGAAUGCCGACAUCAUGCUGAUAAAGCUGAACCGGCCAGCCAUCUAUAACUCCUUCGUAUCCAUAGUCCCUCUUCCAGCGCAGGGGAUGGCGCUCGGCGAGGGGGCGCCUGUGUCAGGUAUCCGGAUGGGGGUACACCAGCACCAACAGUGGUAAGGCCUCGGACACCCUGCGCAGUGUCAAGCUUCCCAUCGUCUCCGCCCGCCGCUGUAAUAGCUCCGCC
Molecule: messenger RNA, 307 nt
Organism: Staurois parvus
Lineage: Eukaryota; Metazoa; Chordata; Amphibia; Anura; Ranidae
Source: the annotation of a GenBank genome assembly